UCGAAAAAAAAAACAUUAAUCUAUUUUAUUGCUGUUUUUUUUUGCAUUUGCGGUUGCACAGAGUGCACUAAAAAGUAGAUAACAAAUAACACUUAGGUCAUAGGUAGAGCAAAGGUUUUCUACACACAAUUUGACUUUCAAGUAACUUUGAAGCGACCUAAAACAUAAAUUACGUUUACAAAAAAGGUUUAAAUUGGAGAUAAACUCCUUGUUGUUUAGUUUUUAACACAAUUGUUUAAAAAGCUGUGCAAAAAAUGGCUGUAAAUCCAACGGUAAGAUUAAAUUUAAGCUUAAAAUAGAAUUUCCUCUAUUUUUAACCAUAUCAAUCACACCCAAUUUAUUUCGAUUACUACGUGCAUAGUAAAUUGAUUAUUUCAAAAAUAGAUUCCAAGAUGAUUUAUCUCAAUUGAUCUUAAAUCAAUGAUGAUUAAAAAUUUGAUUAAAAACUUCAAAAAUUAUUUUAAAAAAUCACUCAAAAAAAAAUUGUCAAAAAAUUUGUAGUGAAUUUUUUAUCAUCUCUUUAUCAUUAUGGCUACAGAAAGGGAAUGUUUAUGUGCGAAAAAUACACCCAAACCUCUUCCAACAGUUGAACCAGCAGAUCAAAAAGUAAAAGAAGCUUUGAAAAAUUUAAUGUUAGACGAUGAUGUUUUAAAGAGGAUUAUGGCCAGAUUCCGGCAAGACGUUGAGGCGGGAUUAAAAAAAGCGACUCAACCUACAUCGGCGGUAAAAUGUUAUGUCACUUAUGUACAAGAUCUUCCAACAGGAAGUGAGAAAGGAAGAUAUUUAGCUUUAGAUUUAGGUGGAACUAAUUUCCGAGUAUUAUUAAUAGAAUUAUGCGAAACCCAUUUCGAAAUGAAAUCAAGAAUCUUCGCCAUUCCAAAAGCUGAAAUGGUCGGACCUGGUGAUAAAAUGUUUGAUCACAUCGCCGAAUGUCUCGCAACAUUCCUUAAACAAGAACACUUAGAUACAGAACCGAUAAGUUUAGGAUUUACAUUCAGCUUUCCAUGUCAACAAGUCGGUUUAACAAAAGGCAUCUUAAUAAGAUGGACAAAAGGAUUUCAAUGUUCCGGAGUCGAAGGAAACGAUGUCGUACAACUUUUAAGGGAGGCAAUUGCAAGACGAGGUGACAUCAAAUUAAACGUAACCGCAAUUUUAAAUGAUACAACAGGAACGUUGAUGUCGUGUGCUUGGAGGAAUAGAAAUUGCAAAAUCGGGUUGAUUAUUGGAACGGGAACGAAUGCUUGUUACGUGGAAAAGCAACAAAACGCGGAGUUUUUUGACGAACCCGAUAAAGGUUCAGGGAAUGUUAUUAUUAACACGGAAUGGGGCGCUUUUGGAGAUGACGGAGGGAUUGAUUUUUGUGUAACGGAUUAUGACAGAGAAAUUGAUAAAAAUUCUAUUAACCCCGGCAAACAAUUGUUUGAAAAAAUGAUUUCCGGGAUGUACAUGGGGGAAUUGGCUCGAUUAAUAAUUUUAAAAUUCACGAAGGAUGGUCUACUUUUCGGUGGAAAAUCGUCACCCCUAUUAGAAGAGCGUGAAAAAUUUGAAACUAAAUUCGUAUCGGAUAUCGAAGGAGACUUACAGGGUGUUUAUACGAAACAAAAACCGAUUCUUCAAAAACUUGGUUUGGGGCACGCUACCGAUGCUGAUAUGAUGAACAUCCGCUUCAUUUGUGAAGUUGUUUCACGAAGAGCCGCCGGAUUAGUUUCCGCUACAUUAGCAGCUUUAUUAAAUAAAAUGGGUGAACCCCAUGUAACGAUCGGUGUUGAUGGAAGUGUUUAUAGGUUUCAUCCGUAUUUCCAUGGACUUAUGAUGCAUAAAAUUAGUGAGUUAGUCGAUCCUGGAAGAAAGUUUGAUUUGAUGUUAUCGGAAGAUGGAAGUGGAAGAGGCGCCGCAUUAGUGGCAGCCGUUGCGGCUGCAAAAGACGAAGCCGUUGUUACCAACUAAACAAAUCGACGCAAUUUCUGAUAUGUAUUAAGAAUUAAUUUAUAAAAAGAAAUGAAGAGUUUUAUUACUUAA
Onthophagus taurus is the source of this 2019-nucleotide messenger RNA. Lineage: Eukaryota; Metazoa; Arthropoda; Insecta; Coleoptera; Scarabaeidae. The record is from RefSeq and is a predicted model, not a curated record.